AUGGUUGACGAAUGUUAUUCUACUCCAUUUGAUAUAUCAUGUUCUACUGUUCUUAUAACAGGUGGUUCUAGCGGAAUUGGCCUUGGUCUUGCACGUUGUUUUGUUCAAGCAGAUGCUUCUGUUAUCAUAACUGGUCGUCGUGAACAGCAAUUAAAAGAAGCUGUUGAAGAAUUAAAUAAUAUUGGAAAGAAAAAAGUUAUUUAUCGAAUAAAUGAUGUUGAAAGAAUAGAUGACCGAUUAGCUUUAUAUGAUUGGAUUACAAGUGAAUAUCCUCAAACAAAUAUUCUUAUUAAUAAUGCAGGUAUUCAACAGCAACAACCACUUUUUCCAAAUGAAAAUUCUACAAAAAGUAUUCCAUGGGAAGAACGAGAAAGAGAGAUUCAAAUAAAUAUAUGUGCACCAAUACAUUUAUCUCAAUUAUUUGUAACACAUUUUCAGCAAAUGAAAACAACAACAACAACAACAACAACAGCUAUUAUUAAUGUUUCUUCUGGUUUAGCAUUUACACCAUUAGCAUCAAUACCAAUUUAUUCAGCAACAAAAGCUGCAAUACAUUCAUUUACAAUGAGUCUUCGAUAUCAAUUAUCGAACGAAAUAAAAAAUAUUCAAGUUUAUGAAAUUGUACCACCAGCUGUACAAACGAAUCUUGGUGGAAAUCAUGCCUUUGGAGAACCACUCGAUGAGUAUUGUCAAGCAACAUUUGAACGUUUAAAAAAAGGUGAACAAGAAAUUGGUUAUAAACGUUCAGACAAAGCAAGAAAAAUGGCAUCACGUCAAGAAUUAGAUAAGCAGUUUUACAUGCUUAAUGAUAAUUUUAAAAGAACAACUCAAAAAGAUCAACACAUUAAUUAG
This is a messenger RNA of Adineta steineri, 852 nucleotides long. NCBI's taxonomy places the organism in Eukaryota, Metazoa, Rotifera, Eurotatoria, Adinetida, Adinetidae. The record is from the annotation of a GenBank genome assembly.